UAAAAAAACAAACCACUAACAUGCUGGUGAUUUAUGAUAAAGUGUAACAUAAAAGUAUACAUUUCAAUUUGGAGAACUUGAUAUUUACGCAAGAAUAGUGAAUGGUGUAAAUUAAAAAGGGUGUAAUCUCCCACUCAGGCACAAAAAUUGAUCUUUCAUAAAUGAUAAUAGGAGGAUAUUCGUUUGACAGCGAUAAAAGUUCUGUCCCAAAGAAUGUGUUUAUGACACAACAAACUCGGAAAUCGCGAGGACAAUAUAUUCAGUAAAUAUUUGUCUAGUCCUUGCUAUUUGAGAAAAUGAGUAAAAUCAGUGCCUGAAUAAAAGAUGCUCACCAUGAUUUCAGAAAUACUCUCCUUGCUCUAAAUUAAGGCUGUACACACCGAAACAGGUCUUAUUCUACAUUAGUUCAAUCGACGUCGUCGAGAAAUACAGCCUUUUGAGAGGCUUCUGUGAUUUGAAUCGUCUGAUACCUGGUAUUAUGGAGAAGUUGAACCGAUUUUAACGGAUUAUAGUGGCAGUGAACUAAUUUGAGAGGAAUACGGAAAAUGAAAGGUCGAAGAUUUCGGCAAACCAGCUAGCUUUGAAAAUGAUAGAAACCAUUUUCAAGAUAUUGAUUACUACAGCAGUUGUUACCACCACUAGCAUUGCGGCUGUCAACCAAGUGAAAGGGAAAAAUGAGUCCAUCGCAGCCACCGAUAGUCGUUCUAACUCGUGAGUUCAAUUUCUUGCGCAGUUUUCAGAACGAGCGUUAGAGCAUUCGCGUGUUGGUUCCUGAGCAACAGCUCACUCUUUCGUGCGCAGAGAAACUGUCGCUGAAGCACAGCAGAACACAAGUCAAAAUGGGUUCCGUGGAGUGUCCCGUUUGCACGCUUUAUCUCCGGGCUGACAUGAGCCUGGAGGAACAUCUGGAGACGCAUCCAACGGAUAAAGUCAUCAAAGCUUUGGUUGCGAUGGCUACGAAGAAUACAGCGGCACCAUAUGCAGCACAACCGGCUCCGGUAGUUUCGGUAGUUUCAGCGGCCAACACUCAGACUGCGUUGGAAUUGACUCCGAUGCCAGCGUGUAGUUCACGCUCUCACACACCACCGAAUGCACUUAUGUACCAUUCCAGUGGAUAUGAAUCCAUGCAACAGCCGGUUCCUGCACCACCGCCUCCACCACCACCUGCGCCGAUCGUUACGAAUGCCGUUCCCACUGCGAUAACUGUUGUGAAGACCUCGGAUGUCGGUUAUCCGCUGAACAAUGUUAUGAUCGUCAAAAGUUGUAGCACCAAAUUUCUUCAGCAAAUGGCCUCCGGUAGUGGUAAUCCUGGCGGGGGAAGUAACAAUAUAUCAACAGCUACAUACACUGCAGGGCCAGUUAGUGGCAAAGGAAUGUACAUUGAAUCUGACCGAGGAGUUUCCAACGAAAGCAAAACAGCAUCCAUCACAGUUCGCCGUCAGCUUGCCCCUUCUCUUUAUCCACGGUACACAAACGAACGUUAUUCGGGGCCACCCCCACCUUACAGUACAGCCAUAUCCUCUACAAUAUCUACCGGAACGCAACUGCAACAAUCAUCAAUAACGGAGUAUGGCUCCAAGUAUGAACAGAAACAAAUCCAUCAUCUACCGCCAUCAUUCUAUGUUAGCACUCCGCCAGCAAAGCAGCAUACGAUACCGACAGCGCCGACCAUUACAAUAUCCCAACAACAUCAAUUCUAUCAAGCGCAGCCACCUCCGCCACCGCCUUCGAUGCUGAGUCAAUCUUCGAUUGGGAUUCACCAGCAGCAUCAACAAUUUCAAGCAUCAACAUCUAGCUUCAGGGCUCAUAAUUUUCUUCAGGCUCAGUACACAGAAAAAGAUGAUGGAAAUUUCCUAGUUACCGAGAAUCCCAAGAAAAUCGUUGAAUAUACCGAAAACGACGAAGGAGACUUUAUGGUGAUUGAGAAAAUCAUCAAAUCACCACCGACGGUUGUGCAAAUUGAUGAUUCCACAGCAAAAAAAGAAUCGCAAUCGGUGGACGAUGAUGAUAUUGAUCAAAGUCAACCUAAAAAUGACGAACAGGAAGAAGAAACCGAAGAAUAUGAGAUGGAAAUCGAUGAAGAAGAGCCAUAUACAAAUGAAUACGAGAACAAAGUGCAGUCACAACAACCGAACACGAUAGAAAUAGUUGAGGAUGAUGAUGGUUCUUUCAAUGAUAACAGGAAUCGGCUCAACUUUAAAGAUAUGCCAAAGCCGAUGCUGAUCGGUAGUAUCGGAAAUGGUAGAAACUGCAACAAGUUCAAUUUCAUCGUCGAAGCUUCUGCCUCGGGUUCGGGCCAUUCAUCAAACAGCUCUAACGCAGCCAAACGGAAACCAGCCAGUGGUUUGAAAGUACUGAGUAACGUUAAAGUUACCACUGAUUUAUCUCAAGGCAUUAAAGAUAUCAUCCUCAACUUGAACUGUAAAAGCAAAGCCGCAAAUGUUGUUGGGAGUGGUGGAAACUCCGUCAGUGUUGACGGUCUGAACACAAACUGCAUUGCAGGGGUGAAACCAACGGCUGUAGUCAACAACAAUUGUCAAAAUGAGCUUAUCAUAAAUUCCGGAAGUAAUAUGCCACCGAUUGAUCUCACUAAUGUAAAUGACAUUGAAAUUAUCAACGAAGACGAGGAAGACAUUCACCCUGAUGAAGACGAAGAAUGUUAUAUCGGUUCAAUGGAAGUGAAAGCAUCCAAUGCGGAGAAUGAUACAGUGAAUCAAGAAACGAUAGAGUCGUGCGCUUCUCCCACAGAUUCGGCUCUACGUACGACACCUACUCCUUCCGUUAUUACCAGUGUCAUCCGUAUGACACCCCACACAUCACCGGUAGUAGCUUCUUCGGCACCAUCUCCACUGAUGCAAGCUACUCUCGAAUCUUCGCCAGCGCAAACUAUUGCGUCAGCAAACACGGAGACAUCGUUUGAGAGCACAUCCGAAGAUACUAAUAGUAAACCAAGUGUUUUGUCGACACCGCCUAAAAAGGUACCAGCGCAACAGGCGCAUGCCUAUUCAACAGGGCCACUCUUUAACAAGCAACCGAAAAAACUUACCGUGAAACUGAAAACACCACUUCCUCCAGUACCUCCGGAAACACCGCCUCUUAUUCCAUCUCUUCAAACGGACGAAAUCCCUGUUCCGAUGAUUACACCGAAGGUUGAACGUAGCGAAUACGAUGCUGAGCCAUUCCAUCAGCCAAUGCAACCUGAGGCUGCAUCUUCAAAACUCGCUAUCAAACCCAGAGAUGGUGACAUUUCGUCAUUAUCUUCAUCGCCAAGACACCCGACCGAAGAGGAUGAGAAUAAAUUUUCCAGCAAGUUUGUGCAAUCUCAGUUCUCACUUAGUUCGUCAUUCAUUGGUGAAUCAGCAACAGAUAUAGCUACAGAGACUAUAACAACAACGACGUUGAUAACCACCAAGGUCGAGAAGGAUACUCCGCUUUCCGAGACGAUCAUUUUCACCAAAUCUAGCAGCAGUGGACCACCAUCGAACUUGACCAACUACGAUGACUGUGAUAGUAAACAAAAGGGAAUGUCGUCGUCGUCGUCGUCCCAUGAAACAGCACAACUAGGUCCGAGUACUACCAGUGAGGAGAUUGAGUGCUAUAAAAUCACUUUCAUCGACGACGAAGUGGCUGCGACCUCGGACAGUCAACCGAAAUCCGAAACGAGUGAUGCAGUCGCUGCCCAUGAGGUGGUAGCUCAGAGUUCAGACUGUAGCAACGAUGGUAGCGAAACUAAACCGAAACUAGAAAAUGACGAGAGAGUGUGUGUCACGAACGAAAUCGACGGUUAUUCUCUGUCGAAUUAUAGCAGCUCACAUCAGCCCGACCAGCCCGGAAUUUCCGCUUUACCAUCCUCUCAAGAUUCUAAACAGUCGGAUUCUAUACUGAAAAGUUGUAUUAAAAUUGAAAAAGUGGAAAAAAUUGAUAAAAGAGCUAUUGAUGAGCUUGUAGCUAGCGCUACUGUCAGUGGAAGAAAGGUAGAUUAUAAGGUUGCCAAAAUCGAACCGUCUGCAACUGUCACUUCGUCUACUGCGUGUGAAUAUCAGAAAGAUCAAAAGGAUCUUCUCGAGGCUGGACCAUCGAGCGCACUGAAUAAUGCUCACAGUCGCAGUGGCAGUGGUAAUGGUAAUGCUCGUUCCGAGAUCGCAGGCCCCACUUUCUUAGAAUAUAGUGUUGAAUACGAUGACUACGUUCCGGUUUCGAGCUAUGGUUUGCCACAGGAACAAAUACCACUGUCGUGGGUGCAGAAAUUCAGCCCCCAGUACACACCGUUCGAUGAUCAAAACUCCUAUAUGGAUCUUGAUAUGUGCAGCAAUAAAACCAACUCUAACAGUGCUGCUGGUAGUAGUGCAACGUGUGCUAGCGCUAGCCUAGCAAGUCGCAUCGAUACUAGCCUAGACCGCGCCCCGUCGGCGGAGAGUUUGAACAUUAGAACUGACGAAAAAAUGCCCGCCAAGGGUGAAAUAUCCGAGCAGGAGAGUAACGGCGACAUGGAGCUUUCAUGGAACAGAUUGUAUCCGGUUCAUGAGAAUAUCCCUAUCUAUCCAAGUUCGUACGAUCUUUCAACGGCACAGGAGUGCUGGAAUCUGAGCAAUCGCAACAACUGCAAUAGUCAUAACAACAGCAGUAACAGUAGCAAUAACAACAGUACAGGAGGGCUGCCCGGUACCAGUACUGCCUCCGGAGUACACCAGGACCGAGGUAUAUCACAUCACCCAUAUCAUCAGAUCUACCAUCCGUCUCAUGGAGGAAUUAAUUUUCAAUUCCCACCGCACGAGUCACAACGACAUGGCGGUGACAAUGGCGAUGAUCAAGUGGAUGACAAAUCGAAGAUUCUCCUGGAUUACGGUGCUGGUAACAGUGGAACGAGCUAUCAUGGUUUGGGAACUGGUUCCUCCGGUGUGUUACACGAUGAAUGCAAUCGGAAGCUAGCAAAAAAUCGUACUUAUCGGUGUACCGAAUGUCCAAAAUCAUUCGCAUCACUGAAGCAACGACGCACUCAUAUGCUGUCAGAGCAUAACAUAGAUGGCAAGGGUGAUGCACUGGGUCAUAUCGCUGUGUCUGGCGUAUCUGGUGUAUCGUCAACAGUCACAUCUGGGUCGGCAUUAGGUUUCUUCUCCGGUCCGGGAGAAGGAUCGAGCACAGCAGUAUUGAAUAAGAAGAUCAAGUUAGAACCCCAACCAAUGCUAAUGAGCUAUAGUUCACUGAAGCAGGAACUGGAACAGAAGCAAGAGGAAGGAAUAGCAGGGAGUGAAAUGCCAGGACCAAGUGGAAUGCUUACCAAUAGUAGCAACGUUCCUGUUAGCGGAGAAGUUCGCCGGAAACGAACGUACGUUUGUGGUACGUGCAAGCAAGAGUUUGAUAGAUUCAAAUUAUUUAAUGCUCAUUUGAUGACUCACCCUGCCGAAUGCUAUACAUGUGGUAGAAGUUUCCGGCAUUGGCCAAAUUUUGCCCUUCACAUAAAGCGACAUUUGGGAAUAAAAGACCAUCAGUGCCGGUUGUGUGGAAAGAAAUUCGUGAUUAAGCAAAAGUUGAUUGAGCAUAUGCGAGUGCACACCGGAAAGGCUCCUAUCAAAUGUCCCGACUGCGAUCAGCAUUUCCGGCGGUUCUCGAACUUAGCUCAACAUCGUAAUCGACAUCACCUGAACAAGAUACCUUCGAAGAAAGAUUUUGUGUGUCACUGCGGUGAGGUCUUCCAAUCUAAGGCUAAAAUGGAAUGGCAUAAAGAAAUUCAUGAAAACAGGCCUAAAAGUUGCCCCUUCUGCCGGGAGAAGUUCAUUCACAAAAAUAGUCUGACCAGACACAUUCGAUUAUCCCACACUGAGAAAUAUGUGAAACUAGAAAUAGAAACUGAAACGUGCACGAUCUGUAAUCAGCCGUACAUCAAGACGAGCAUGAAGCGUCACAUGGAAACGCAUACCGAAGAGCGGAUGGCAUAUUCGUGUACCAUUUGUAACAAACUCUUCAGUACCAAUUGGAAUUUGAAGCAGCACAAAUGGACACACGCAAAUCCGACUCUCAAACCCUUUCAGUGUAAUAUGUGUUCAAGCGGGUUCGUUCGGGAGGCGGACUACAUCACUCACAUGAAUGCCCACAAAUCCAUUCGACCGUACACAUGCAACCACUGCGGGUGUCAGUUUAUCCGGAAAUACAACUGGAUUCGACACACGCGAGAGCAUGAAACGGAUAAAAACUACACGUGCGAGAUUUGUGGGCGUAAAUUCCACCGCAAGUACUAUCUUACAGAGCACAAGCGGAUUCACACCGGUGAGCGACCGUUUUCCUGCAACAUUUGUGGCAAAACUUCGUCGACCAAAACGAAUCACAACAAACACAUCAAGAUCCACCAUGCACGAGAUCCACUGACUGCAGAGGGUUAAGAGAAAGACGGACGACGAAGGAGUUGUUUCAUCAAGGCUAAAGAAAUUUUUGACUUUGUUUAAUUUUCAGUGAUCAGGUAUCAGUUCCUGGCAUAGAGUAAACUGUCACAAAACCGUACUACGAAGGCAAACCCGGAAAUUUUGACUGUCUGUUGUGCUCAAUAAUGUUAUUUUCAGAAUGUAUUAUGUUAUAUGAAUGCUUUAUAGUUUGUUUAACAAAUUCUCAUUGCAUUAAAUAAUUCUCACGUUUCGAUCGUUUUUGAAACCAUACAAUUUGCGACCAAUAUACAGUUUCAGAUGAUGUUCACCAUUGUGUCAUUGCCGGUUCAAGAAAGAUUCAUAAGAAUUGUGAUUCCAAUUGUGAAACAAACCGACACUUCAGUUAAUUCACCAAAAGUGAAAGAAAAUUUUCAUAAUUGGGUAGACUUUGAUAUCAAUGCACUUGUUUCGAGAAAUAUGUGGUCUUCGAAAAAAAAACAUAAACAUUCAGUUUUGCUUUGAGUCACGAUCGGGUCAGUUAAUUCCACUACUCCGUGACAGCUUGAUUAUUAUGAACAUCAAUAUCUAAACAUUGAGGCGACUUUUCUUUAGGUAUGGCAGUAAGUCAAAAUUUGUGGUAGCUUUCUAUAAUGUCAAGAAUCAAAACAAAAACUAUGAAACUGAAAUAUAGUAGACAAAAACUAGCUCUUAAUUUUAUUUAUUUUUUAGAUAUUCGAUUAUUUUAUCGUACUUCAAAUAGCCCCAGAAUUAGGCUUGCGUGUCAAGCCCCCAAACAUUACAAAGAACUGAAUCAUUAACCGAAAACCAUGAGAGAAUAGUCCAAUUAUUUGUAAAACUACUGGGACUGAUUUGAGCUUCGCCAAACUCACAGUGGUUAGUAUGCCAAUCACUGUCUAACUCCGUAAAUGGACGCAUGAAAUCGUCCCAUAGAAAUGCUCUGGUUAAAACAUUUUAACUAACAACCUACAAUCUAACAUGAAAAGCAUACAUGAAUUAUUAGUAUAAAGAUAAGUUAGGAUAAGUGAAGUUAGACGAAGGAUAACAAAAGUAAUAAUGUAAUAAUUUUAAGUGCAAUAGUUAGGGAACUGUUUUAAAAUUUUCUUUCCUAGGUACACUAUUUAAACUAAUUGCCAAUUCGAAGACAGUCGUUCCUCGUGAUUAUUUUCUUUUCAUCCUACUCCCGACAAAAUGUCUGCGGCAAACUGUAAAUACAUGCAUAUAUUGUUUUGAGAUGAUAUUUUCUCCUUAUUUUUUAGUUUGUUAAGAGCGUCCUUAGUUCAAUUGUACUCUGCUGAAAUUGCUCACCUAUUUGCACAUAACCUUCAUACAUCCACAUAAAAAAUCCGCAGCAUUCUUCGGGAUGUAAGCAAAUUUAAGAAGAAAUGGGAUAGCGGGUUCAUUUGCGGAUUCCCACCCAACGAGCGUUGACUGAUCGUCUCAUAAGAAUCACUUUUCUCACCAAUUUGCCUCAUUCAUUGAAGUUCAUAUUUUUCGUCGUAAUUAUAGUAUCGAAUGUAAUAAAAUAGCAACACCUACAUCAAUAAAAACCAUUUGAAACACACAAACUGAAAUAAUGCGUAAUUACUGAGUGUAAGUAAACCGCAGAAUAAACAAAAUAAACAUUACUUUGCAGUAACACUAUAAACUAUGGUAGCGUUUAAUAAUUAUGCUUUACUCAAAACUCGGAGUACGAAGUAUUGAAAACAAAACAAAGCGAAGCCGUAGGACGUGAACACCAUUACUUUUCGGCAAUGGAAAUAACCGAUUAUGACGUGAUAUCCACGGUAAGCAGAAAAACAACUUAAAUUUUGAGCUUCGAAAUGAAAUGAUGGAUAAAAAAUUCCAAAACCCAAUCGACGCUUCUUAAGAAAAAAUUGAGCAACCACAAAAUAUUCAGAUAGUACUGGACGACAAAUUUUAGAAGAAAAAUAAAAUGAUUUGGCGGUAAUACAAUUACUAAACAACAAGAAAGAGAAGUACGUUUUAGUAAAGAAAAAUAACAAAAGUGCAUAUUAAAAAGAAAGUUUGGAGUCAACAUUUUCUGUUCAUUUUGGAGAGAAAUAAAAAAUCAUAAUUAGAGCAUGAUGAAUACAUUCAAAAUAAAUCACGGUGAUUAUCGAAUUAAAGGUAAUAAACAGAGGAAA
Messenger RNA from Malaya genurostris, 8521 nucleotides. RefSeq lists its product as uncharacterized. Bases 840 to 6377 code for a protein of 1845 amino acids. NCBI's taxonomy places the organism in Eukaryota, Metazoa, Arthropoda, Insecta, Diptera, Culicidae. The record is from RefSeq and is a predicted model, not a curated record. The transcript is spliced from 5 exons.